AUGCCUCCACUUUCAACCCCGUCGUUUGUAGAAUCCGAUGACGAUUCUCUCUUAAAGAAUUUAGAUUCGGUCCCCUUAGAUGGGAAAUCCCUUAUCCCCGGCAACACCAUCUUUACAAAGGAAGAGGUUCCCAAACUCACCGAUAUCAAAAAGCGCAUUCCUAAGGAAUACUUUAUUCCUUCAAUUUACAAGUCUUUUCAAUAUGUCAUCCAAGAUUUGCUCAUCGUUGUCCUCCUAUUCACCAUUUACAUGGCCCUCGAUUCGACCUCUUUCGUUCCACCCUUCCUCAAAACUUUCCUCCUACUUCCCCUUUAUACACUAUCCCAGGGUACGAUGUUUUGGGCGAUUUUUGUGUUAGGACACGAUUGCGGUCACGGUAGCUUCAGCAGGAAUACUUCGAUAAAUAAUAUUUUUGGCACCUUUCUUCACACUCUAAUCCUCGUUCCUUACACCGCUUGGAAGUUAAGUCACCGUCAUCACCAUAAGAACACCGGCAACAUCGAUAAAGACGAAGUUUUCUUUCCAUUGAGGAAAUCCGAAGCCAUCAUUAUGACAGGUGGCUCCGGGGAGACGAAGCUUAUUCCUUAUUUCGGUUUUGGUCUUGGUUGGAUCAUAUACCUGGUGUCGGGCUAUGGCACAAGAGCCACUUCCCACAUCAACCCUUUUUCUCCCCUCUUUUCCAAGGACCGAGUUGGUGCCAUCACCUCUUUGGCAUGCGUUCUCGCGGCCUUGACCUGCCUCUUUUACGCUUCGUCUGUUUACGGCAUUUGGUCCGUUGUAAGGUACUACUUCCUCCCUUGGUUUGUGUUCGCAUCUUGGUUAGUGGUCACCACAUUUCUACAUCAUCACGGUGUCGAGGAAAAUAUCAAGUUACCUUGGUUUGCCGAUGAAGAAUGGUCGUACGUGGUUGGAAAUCUCUCUUCGGUGGAUCGUGAUUAUGGUAUCCUGCGCGAUGUUACUCACAACAUCGGCACUCACCAAGUUCACCAUCUUUUCCCCAUCAUACCUCACUAUCAUCUCAAGGAAGCAACAGCUGCCUUCCAACAAAAUUUCCCCCAUCUCAAGCGGGAAUCCAAAGAACCAAUCAUUAAAACCUUUAUCGAGACGUUCAAGGUUUGGAAGUCUCAAUUCCUUAUCGGAAAUGAUACCAAAAUUUUUGUAUAUAAAAACGAAAAAACCAAGCAAACUUAA
Acaulospora colombiana is the source of this 1191-nucleotide messenger RNA. The record is from the annotation of a GenBank genome assembly. NCBI's taxonomy places the organism in Eukaryota, Fungi, Glomeromycota, Glomeromycetes, Diversisporales, Acaulosporaceae.